This is a messenger RNA of Exophiala viscosa, 3987 nucleotides long. RefSeq lists its product as uncharacterized. Bases 1 to 3987 code for a protein of 1328 amino acids. Lineage: Eukaryota; Fungi; Ascomycota; Eurotiomycetes; Chaetothyriales; Herpotrichiellaceae. The record is from RefSeq and is a predicted model, not a curated record. The transcript has a single exon.
AUGAGUUUCUUCAAGAAGAAGAGCAAGCCAAAGGAUGACGCAUACGUUCUUCCUCCAGCCGGACGUUCGGACUCUCCGUCUUUGGCUAAAAUGUCGCGAAGUCUGAAGCGCAAACAGAAGACUGUAGUGGAAGCCAAACCUGAAAUCGACCUUUCAAUCGCUCUCCCCAACAAGGAUGACUUCAGAACCAGCUUGCUCAUGCCGGGCCUCUCUGCUCGCUUCAGCAUGCUCCGUGAGCAAGAUGACCCGAACACCAAGGUUGGCAAGGCUAGCGAUGACAGUGUGCUGUUUCCCAAGCGAGUGUCACGUCUCAAUCUAUUCGCGCACAACCCUCUGACAGACAUCGCCGAAGUCGAGUCCAUCCGGAGUAGUCUUAUCAGACCUCCUUUUGCCAACGACGAGCGCUCUCAUUCGUUCUCUGAAGGCGCCAGAUACUCACAUGAUGAUACGGGCGCCAUUAUGAGCAGAUCAAAGCCAGUGGACGGGAACAACCUGUUUAGUGGUCGUCAGAAGAUGUAUCGCAUUCCAGGUGUGGGAUCUAGCAGAGAUUUGAGUGCGUCGCAAACUUCGCUGACGUCGGUGAAACAUGUGUAUCAAAACGAUGUUGCAAUGUCGAGCUUGCAACAGCUGCACCUCAAACAAGACGAUGCACCAGUUCGUCAAGAGGGUCUGGAAGAGCGCGACGACUUCCCAGACCGGCCAGUCAGUACGGCAACAGGCGAUCACGAACGCAGCAGUGUGGUUAACACCCCCUCAACCGGCUUCAGUAAGAGUAGAGGAACUACCUCGUCGACGGCAUCUGGUCCUUCCCAUCGACGCAUUUCUACGGCUGCAACCUCGCUGGUAUCAGAUUCUCCCAUACCUAGGCAGAGCCAGGUCAGUGCCGGUUCUCACAGGUCCCAUACCAAGGGAACUGCGUCAGAGUACGGGCAGGAUGACGACUCUUUGAGACGGAAUCCUUCUUCGGAAUCCCGAAGAGGUGGUCGGGAAUCGGAAGAACAUGGUCAACCUCCACUGCCCUCAUCUCCACCUUUCACACGCCAGCUCUCGCAAUCAAGGAGCAUGUCAAAUUUGUCCGAAGGGCAUAGCCGUGGAUCGUCGCCUUUUCCUGCGAUCACACCUCGAGCGGCGAGUCCUCCUCCUCAGAUCCAGACCCAGGGACUUGCUUCUCUGGACUUUGGCCUCAAAUCGACUGCCCACUUGAGAAGAUUCCAGACUGCUUCUCCAACUGCAGAGGAAGAAGAUGGCGAUGUCUACGUUAGAAACCUUGAGCCUAAUGACCGUGGGAAGGCCACCGCGAUGGGUCUGUUCAAUCGUCCGUCACAGCCAUUUGACGAGCAGAAAUUCCAGGAACGGCAACUGCAGAUGCAUGAGGACAGAAUAUCACCGCCACCUGCAGCAAGCGGUCCUGAAGGGGAAGUAGCAAUGCAGCAACAGGAGCCGGCCAGCCAGGCAGACUCCGAUUGCCUACAUCCCGUUCCGGAACAGGACCCUGUUCGUGCGCAAGAAUCUAGCGACAGGCCAGCUACUGGCAGAUCACGGGCCCUUUCUGCAUCGUCUAUCAAGCCUGCACAAAUCCAUGCUCAAGCUGAAGCCUUGAUCAGACGUCAAAACGAGGAAUAUCUGGCUCUCCAAGCUAAAAAUGCUUCUACAGAGAACCCAAACCCUGAGCCCAAAGCACCCAAGACACUCAUCAACCAACCUGUUGCAUCGCGGGGCACUUUCCUCGACACUUUUGAUGGCAGCGACGAGGAAGAAGAGGUCGACAUUGACAGUCCUAUGUUGGGACGGUACGAACCCGCGCCUCGUUUCGUACCUAUGGAAGUCCAUCCAGCUCUUCGGGAUGGCUCGCACGGCUUCGACUUCGGCGACCAGGUCUCCCCAAAUGUCCAGAUUGCUAGGCCAAGCUCAGAUGCAUCUGCAGACACUUCCUCUCCAUUAGUCACGCGUGACACGCCCAACACUUCGGAUCUCCUCCAUCACUCCUCCGAUGCGAAGGCUUUAGAGUCGUUGGAUUCUCCCACUCUAGGGCCUGCAACUGGAUUGGGUCUGAGUGGACUGAUUCGUACUCACCUGCGCAACGACAGCGACAAGUCGUCCCUCAUGCCACCACCUUCGCCUAUACCUCAUCCACAGCACUCGAACUUCUCGUCAAGACAUAGAGACCCUUCGAUAGCCUCGACUGCUCGCACUCUCAAUCCACCCGAAAGCACGCACAGCGAUCCCUGGGAGUUCGACACGGCACACCGUCCCCAGCGUAGCCCUAUGGAACAAACAACAGCUGACCCAAUAUCAACCAUGUCCCAAAAAGCACAACAGAUCCUCGGACAAGCGAUGUCUCAUAGGAAUCAUGCGGCAUCCAAAGCUCAGCAAGUCCUAGGGCCGGAUGCACCUACUGCCACCGAUGAGCCACCCGCCGGAGUGGUCCAAGAUGACAUGGCAUCUAGCCACCAACGCGGUGAAAGCACUGAGACACAGAAAGAAUUUGGCAACGAGCUUGCUGAGCGUGCCAGGAGAAUUCAAGAAGGCCUCACACAUAAGGGGGUCGCAGAAGCCGAAAAGCGAUCGCGCAGUCCAUUCAGACCAGACCGCCAAAACCCUGCAGCCCAUGCACUUCACGCACUCCGCCACAAGGCGAGCAAGGCGUCUGUCGCGACAAGAGGAAUCGACCCACAUCCCAAAGCCAUGAAAAUGCUUGGACUCAAGGGUGCUCUUUCGCCCGAGCUCAGAGGCGGGAGUGAAUUUACUAACAGCCAUGACGAUUUUGGAGGCAGACCCACCCCAAGGCAACAUCCUGCUGAAUUUGAACAUGUCAGCGGAAGACAAACACCGGGCUCUGCUAGACCAGACGUCUAUCCAUCCUAUGCUCAGGAAGACUAUGAUCGUUCUCGCCAGCGAUCCGCUACUCCAAAUGCCAGAGAAAAUGCCAGAGGACCAAGUCGAGGACCGAGACGCGACCGAGGACUUCCAGAACAUGGUGAGAGAUCGAGAAGCAGGGCAGGUCGCAAUAGGGAAGAGCAGCCGUAUCCUCCAGCUGAAUAUGGCGGCACAGACUCUGCGCAACCAUGGGAGAAUCAACGUCCAUAUCAUGGGUCCCAGGGCCCUCGCAUUCAUCAAGGAACGUCAAGAGGGCCACCACCUGUUGAGCCGCGCAAUAAUGAGCGAUCCGCUUCAGCUAUGUCAAACCGUCGGCCGAGCGCGUCUCGACCAGGUCCACCCAGCAGCUACUUUGAUAGUCGGGCUCCUACCCCAACGAUGGCUAACUCUCCCCAGAUUGGUGGUGGGCCAAUGUCGAUGACAGCCCCAAGGCCAUCCCCUCGUCCACCUUUCCCUCACUCUCCUAUGAGCCCGUUCCUUCAACCUGGAAUGUCACCAGGGGUGAACGGUCCUCCGUCCGCGGUGGGGUCUGCCCUUCCGUCACCUGUCGGAUCACUACCACAACCUCCAACAUCUGGGCGUGUGACGCCUGUCGACGGUAGGCCGACCUUCGUCGGAAUGCGGAAAAAAUCUGUCGUCAAGGGCAUGAUCUCCGAACCCACCUUCAUAUCAAGCACUUCCUCAGUGCCGUUAAUGGGACUGCCGAACGGACCACGACCAAGCCAGAAUGCGACUCCUGCUAUUCCCCCGAUGAAUCCACGCCGCCGUGGUAAUACUUUGUCCGAGAAGAACGACGGGUCUUUCAGCCCACAACUACCUGAUUCGCCUAUGCCAGAGUCACCGCACACGCUUGGACUGUCUAUGGCAGCUGCGCAGCGUGCUUUCAUUGACCAAAAGCAGGAUCAGCAGCAGCAACAACAAAAGGUGCCCCGCCAGCGCAACAGGCUGAGAAAGAUCAGCAGUGAAGGCGGCAGUAUGGCUGCUCGAGCACGGAAGCAGGCCAUGAUGGCCGAGUUCGGUCGCGAACAAUUGCGAAGCCCUGCACUGCCAGUCUUUCCCAACCGAAGCGCUACUUCUCUGAGUAUGCGUCAGGAUGGUGCAAUGUUUUAA